Messenger RNA from Mya arenaria, 2053 nucleotides. Its product is annotated as serine/arginine-rich splicing factor 6-like. Gene Ontology annotation, biological process: alternative mRNA splicing, via spliceosome; mRNA splice site recognition. The transcript has 8 exons. Lineage: Eukaryota; Metazoa; Mollusca; Bivalvia; Myida; Myidae. Gene Ontology annotation, molecular function: mRNA binding. The coding region runs from base 94 to 957 and encodes 287 amino acids. Gene Ontology annotation, cellular component: cytoplasm; nucleus; ribonucleoprotein complex. The record is from RefSeq and is a predicted model, not a curated record.
GUCGGAAUCGUUCGUAGAUUAAUCUGCUAAUCUAGAACCCGCACGCCAUCUUGGAAAGCAGAAAAAGAAGCCCGAUAAUUAUAACGUGUAAUCAUGGGGACUAGAGUGUAUGUUGGACGAGUGUCAAACCAUGCAAGAGAACGAGAUAUAGAGAAGUUUUUCAAAGGUUAUGGAAGAUUAAGGGAUGUCAUGAUGAAGAACGGUUAUUGCUUUGUGGAGUUUGAAGAUGACCGUGAUGCUGAUGAUGCAGUCUAUGAGCUAAAUGGAAAAGAAUUAUUGGGUGAAAGGAUUAUAAUUGAGCAUGCACGAGGAACAAGACGAGACCGUGGAGGUUAUGGAGGAGGUGGUGGUGGUGGUGGUGGUGGUUACGGAGGUGGUGGUGGUGGACGGGGGUUCGAGCGUUCAUUCAGACGGGAUCCAUCCUGGCUUGGAAAUGGUUCUUCCAGGUAUGGGGCACCUGUGCGGACAGACUAUCGCAUAGUUGUAGAAAAUCUUUCGUCCCGAGCAAGUUGGCAGGACCUGAAGGAUUAUAUGCGCCAGGCAGGAGAAGUUACAUAUGCUGAUGCCCAUAAACAGAGGAAAAAUGAGGGUGUGGUUGACUUUGCGACCAAGUCUGACAUGAGACGAGCCAUUGAAAAAUUGGAUGGAACAGAGAUAAAUGGACGCAAAAUCAAAAUGGUUGAAGACAGACCCAGUCGCAGGAGAAGAAGCUACAGUCGCAGCCGGACCAGGUCACGAACCCGUAGCCGGUCCCGCAGCCGGUCCAGGAGUCGUAGCCACAGUAGGAGCAGGUCUCGAUCCCGCAGGAGUACGCGCAGCAGAUCAAGGUCAAGGUCGCGUAGUGAAAAGAGAUCUCGGUCUAGAUCCAAGUCUCACUCCAGAUCUAAAUCUAGGUCAAAGUCCAAAUCUCCUGACAUUAAGAAAGAAGAGCCACACAACGAGAAUGAGGAUAACUGAUGUCUCAUGGCAUUUAUCUUUGUUUGAGAAUCCUUUUCAUUUCUCUUUUGCAAAGUCAAUUAUUUGCUCUUUACCUUUUUAAACAUGUUUAUGAAAGUUGGACCAUUUUACUGUUCAGAUUGAUGGCUCAUAUUCAAUUUGUUAACAUUUGUCAUUCGUAAAAUCAUUCUUAAACUCUAUUAAAUUUAUGAGAUGAGAGUGAACAUUUGAAAUUGAUAUUUUGCAUCACAUUCAUAGCAAUGUUACAUUGCAGCUUCUCAUUUGUUUUUGUUUUUUUAUAGUAUACUCAUCAUUUGAUCAUUUCAUAAUUAAAUUUGUGCUAUUUCAUAUCUUGUAUUGAAACUUGAGGUUGUUGUACAUGGAUAUGUGUACAACAAAAACAGAUAUCCUGUUAUUUCAUCUUUUGUUUAAAGAGAUUUGUUGUAUAUUUUCAUACUGGCAGACUUUUGGCAAGUGCUGAUGUUAAUGACGAUGAUUGUUAUUUUGUAGUUUUAUGCAAAAGAGAAAAAAAUAUUUUCGAUGAAUUCAGCACAAAGAAUGAAAAUAAUGAAUUAAGUUUAAAAAAGUAUGACGGGUUAAAUAAAAGAUAAAAUUUUAUGGCAUUUAUUUGGACUAAUUGUUGUCAUUUCACAUUUCAUUUAUAUGAUAUGAAAUGUUUUGCAGUUAGAUUGAUAUUUACUCCAAAUUUAUAACAAGGACAAUUUUCAUGGCAUAACUUAUUUUGUUUUAGUAUUUUAACAUUUUAAAUUAAGGAUAUUUCCAUAAGUUUGCUUAUAGUUGAGUAACUGUUGACAUAGUGUCAGGUGUACUUUGUCUCAUCAUUAUGUUACUCAAUGAUGUCCUUGUAUUUCACUGGCUUUUGUUUGUAAAUAUUUGGUAUCACUGAACACAUUUUCAUAUCAAGAAAUCAUUGUUACAUUACAAAGAACAAAUUUUAUCUCCUGAACUUACAUGUAUUUGUGAAUGUAGUCUAUGGUACAGUGACUGUUGUGAAUCUCUCUGUUGAACAAAAGGAUGCAGAACCUUUGGCUGUUGCAUGUGGUGAUUCAUAGUAAUGUAUCAUUAUGUUGAAAUAAACAACAAGUCAAAUUGCAAA